AAUGCCUCCUUUCACUCUCGCCUUUGCCUUUGGUUUAAACUGGGCGAAGGAUUAGCCAAGCUGCGGACAGUACGCGAGGCUCCAUCUGAAUGUGUCUGCCCACCAGGCCCUCCAGGAAGGCGGGGAAAGCCUGGACGAAGAGGAGAACCUGGACCUGCUGGGCAGUCAGGACGAGAUGGCUACCCGGGGCCUCUUGGUUUGGACGGCAGGCCAGGAUCUCCAGGACCAAAAGGGGAAAAGGGUGAACAAGGGGACAUCGGCCCAAGGAUGGUUUUUCCUCGCCUCAAUCAUGGAUUUCUCUCUAAUGACCAGCAUGUCUUUAGCCGACGAAUCCUUAAGGGUGAUCAAGGUCAAGAUGGAGCAGCUGGCCCACCAGGUCCCCCAGGACCACCAGGUGCAAGAGGACCCCCUGGGGAUACAGGAAAAGAUGGCCCCAGGGGACCACAGGGCCUACCUGGCUUGAGAGGAGAGCAGGGGGAAGCUGGAGUGAUGGGCAUAAGGGGACCUUCGGGACUAAAGGGUGAGCCUGGUUUUCCAGGGAGAAAGGGUGAUGAUGGGACUCCAGGAGACCCAGGACUUCAAGGGCCUAAGGGAGAGCAAGGAAGCACAGGUCCCAAAGGAGAAAAGGGAAUAGAUGGAUUGCCAGGAUCAAAGGGUGAACCUGGUGAGAGAGGAGGAGAUGGACCCAUUGGACCAAGGGGUCCACCUGGCCUGAAGGGUGAACAGGGAGAUACUGUAAUAAUUGACUAUGAUGGCAGAAUCCUGGAUGCACUCAAGGCUGCAGGGAUACAUAAAGUGAUGGGCCCACCAGGUCCCCAAGGGCUACCAGGCCCUCCAGGAGCUCCAGGAUCAAAGGGGGAGCUUGGAUUGCCUGGUCCACCUGGAGUUGAUGGAGAGAAGGGCUCUAAAGGAGACCAAGGAAACCCUGGAAUAAUGGGACAGAAAGGAGAGCUAGGAGAAAUGGGCUUGUCUGGCCCACCGGGAGUUGAUGGGCCAAAAGGAGAGAAAGGAGAAACCGGAUCCUCGUGUUUGCAGAACAACCAUAUCAUACCAGAACCAGGACCCCCUGGAUUGCCAGGCCCUAUGGGUCCUCAAGGAAUCCCAGGUCCUAAGGGCUUGGAUGGUGCAAAGGGAGAAAAAGGUGACGGUGGUGAGAAAGGGGGAAUUGGUGACACUGGGCCACCUGGCCCUGCUGGUCCUCCAGGACUUAUUGGCUUACCAGGCACCAAAGGGGAGAAGGGCAAGCCAGGGGAGCCAGGAUUAGAUGGUUUCCCAGGUCUACGAGGAGAGAAAGGAGAUAAAAGCGAAAGGGGAGAGAAGGGAGAAAGAGGAAUACCUGGUAGAAAAGGAGCCAAGGGGCAAAAAGGAGAACCAGGCCCGCCAGGGUUGGAUCAGCCUUGUCCAGUGGGAGAUCGUAAUAUUAAAGGCGAUAAAGGGGAGCCAGGCUUACCAGGCCUGAAUGGGUUGAGCACACCCUGCUCUUUGGGACCAGAUGGACUGCCUGUACCGGGAUGUUGGCACAAGGAUGAAAAAGCAUGGCUGAAAGUAAAAAAGAAAAGAAGAAUGCAGCCCUAGAAAUGAAGGAAAGAAUCAUUUGUCAUCCGACCGAGUGAAAGGACUUUCAGCUUGCCCAACCCCAUUCGCUGCUACAGGCUCCUACCCUGAUGGAAAUAAUACAUUUUUGACUAACUAUAAUGAACUAGGCUAUCUGUGCAUGCUUCAACUACUAAUGACAAAACUCUGGAAGAAACAUACAUUUAAUCUUCUUGGUUAUGUGGCUAAAGAGUUUGAAGAGUCUUGCUGAGGAGUCCGUCUUUGUUACUGCAGAACCCAGAGAACCUGGGAAAUCUCAUCUGCCAAACAAACUUUUUUUUUAAUUGCUAUCUUAGGCUCAGUGAAUAGCAAGAACGCUGCUAAAGUCUUUUCUAAAGCAAGAGAUUAAUUAAAAGUGCCACAUGGGUGUUCCCAAAACUUGGAAGAACUUACAGUAUGAAAUAGUGUUCAAUUACCUCAGUUGGUGGGGCUUAUUUUCUGAACAUUGUAUAAUUUGAUCUACAUACUCCUCCUUCAUCAAUCCCCUUUCCCCCAUACCCCUCUCUCUCUGUGCUGUAAAUGAGUUUGAACUCAGGCUGAGUGUAUAUCACACAGUCGCUCAAAAAUACCAUGUGAACUGAGUGACAUUCUGAAUCCCAUUCUGAAAGUUGUCUUUGACCAGCUCCAUUCUGUUCUUGAAGAAAUGAGAACAUCCAGAAAGCUAAUGGUUGCUCUUUGUGGGAUGAGGAGAGGGCUUCACUGUAAAUGCCAAUGACAUUGAAAAGUGGUCAGACAAAACUUAGAUAUAUUGGUAAACAGGUUGACCCUAUUUCCUCCCUUAGGUAAAGCCUAAUUAACCAAAAUGUCAAGACCCAGGCAGUAGGUGCAGGAGCAAGAGUAGUAAGGUAGCAAGGCAGAUUGGUGAAACCUAAAAGAGUGAUUGCCCAUCCAUCAAAUACGCUGGUCCUGGAUGGGAGCAGCAGCUGCAUACCUAGCUGUACAGAGUCAAAUAGCUGGGGAAGGGAGGUAUUGACAUCUUGGAAGAAGCUGUAGAUUGGACUGAGAAGAGUUGACUCUGAAAGGAAAAGGAUGCACAGCAAAGCACUGCAAUCCUUUGAUCUCUGUGCACCUCCCAAUGCACUUCUUAGUAGCACAGUGGAACUAAAGGAUAAAGAAAGAGGCAUCAUCACAGUUUUGUGCCUAUGCUGCUUUUUGUGUUGAUACAAGCCUUGUGUUUAGGCCAUUAUUCCAUUGAGUCUACUGGGCACAUGCAAGCUUAUGUUGAUGUGAGAAUACAAAAAGAAUGAAAGCAGCAUGCUCAGUGCGAGAUGGUGCUCCAUAAAAGUCCCCAAACAGAUAGUAGAAAGUUUCAGAAUGAUGCCUAUGAAUUAGCAUCAAUGCGUCAGUGCAUUAUUUCUACUAGAUGUAUUUAGGAAAGCCUCCUAGACAACUGAGAGUGUUAAUGCCAGAAAUGGACAUACAGCUUAUCAUGGUAGGAGCUGUGGACUACAUAAACUUCACAGGAAUAUGCAGUUAACUUCAUUUCUUAUAUUUGUCAGCCACUCUGGUUUUGUAUUACUUGCCUUUGUAUAAAGACUAUAAAGGUGUACGCUGUAUUUUUUACUUUUCUCUAUAAUUAUACUGAUUAAAAUUCAGAUUAAUCGGUCAAGAAAAAGGGAUUAUAAUUUAACCAGCAAAUAAAAAUGCAUUUUAAUUA
Messenger RNA from Pelodiscus sinensis (Chinese soft-shelled turtle), 3250 nucleotides. NCBI's taxonomy places the organism in Eukaryota, Metazoa, Chordata, Testudines, Trionychidae. The record is from RefSeq and is a predicted model, not a curated record.